Molecule: messenger RNA, 3978 nt
Organism: Lytechinus pictus (painted urchin)
Lineage: Eukaryota; Metazoa; Echinodermata; Echinoidea; Temnopleuroida; Toxopneustidae
Exons: 2
Coding region: 156-2099 (647 amino acids)
Biological process (GO): protein monoubiquitination
Molecular function (GO): zinc ion binding; ubiquitin protein ligase activity; protein binding
Source: RefSeq, a predicted model, not a curated record
AUGAAUUUAUGGUGAGCUCAACGCAAUGCAUUUAAUGGACGUUCGCAAUGCAAUAUAUGUGCGCCAUGGAUGAUGGCACCGCUGUCUUCUAACGUAACCGAAUCCAACCUCAUAACGCAAGCCAUCGUCCAUCCCUGAUCGGGAUAUCAGCAGGAAUGCUAACUAAAAUGGCCACCAACGACAAAGACGUCCGACUUCAGGUACCUUUUUGUCCACUCUGUCUCGAAAGUUUCAACAAGGCAACCCUCCUCAACUGUGGCCAUACAUUCUGCAUGAACUGCUUGGAGGUGUACGAUGACAAGAAUCGCCAUCUUGACCACAUGGUAUGUCCUGUAUGCAAGGAGUGUACUAAUCUUGGGGCCGAGCGGGUUGCAGAACUCGCUCCUAACUACCUGGCCAGGAAUCUGGAGGAAGAUUUGCACUUGUUGACAGAGACUCUCUCGCCGAACGUUUGCUUAGAACACGGUAGGAUUUUCAGGGAUAUCUUCUGUGAAGAUUGUCAGGAAUUUGUUUGCCUCUAUUGCUUCAUGGACUGCCAUCAGGGACAAGCCAUCAACAAGAAAGAGGAGUUAGAUAGAGAAUUUGAAGACAGGGAAAGGGCUCUUGUUCGUCAAAGCGAUACCAGGAAGUCCCAGAUGGAAAAGGCCAUCAAUAGUACUGAGCAACACAACAACAAAAUAUCUUCUCAUCUGAACGCUUUGGAAUCACAGAUUAGGGACCAGUUUGAACAAAAGAGAGCCAUACUCCUGAAGAAUGAAACAUUGCUCUUGGAAACUGUAAAUGAACAUAGAUCAGCAUUAAACAAGGCAUGUGAUUACUGGGUUGAUCACAACAAGCGGCUAAUAGACAAGAUAAACAGCUCGUUGUCGGUGAUACGACGUAAAGCGACUCGCUUUGUUGAUUUAACCACCCUUGAAGCCCAUAACCUACUUUGUGGUAACCUAGAGAACCUACUAGCAGAAAGUGUUGAAGGAACAUAUUCGAGUGAUGUUGGUCAAGAGAUCAGGAGAAUACAUUUUUGUCCAGCAGAUGACAAACUUCUCGAGCUUGGUCAUCUGGUUUUCAGGGAAGUCAGUUACUCAGCUAGUAAGGUCCACGCUGAAAAUCAGUGUAGUGAAGAAAACGAUAGUACCUCCUCAAAAGAAUGUAAUCAAGAAGAUGAAAGUAGCACCUCAACUGUUAUUGAAGCUGAAGCUCCUGCAGAAUGUAGCAUCGAAAGUCGCGGCAAUGCCAUCGCUAACGGGGAAUCAAGUGAUGCCCAAGCGGUUGUACUGCCCUUACCAGCCCAGAUAAUGAGAACCUACACACUGAGUAUUGCAAGAAAGAUAGAUUUAGCAGGGUACAUGCGAGGCAUUGCUGCCCUUUCCCCUGAUUCUGUCGUGGUCUGUUAUGGAUUGAACCGAAACGGUGCAGAUCGUUUUUCGGUGUCUGGAGAAAAGAAACAAUAUUUGAAGGGUAAAGUCGGGCAGGUCUGGGAUAUUGCCUUCUUAGGCGAUGGGAGGUCCGUCGUUUCGCAUGGUGCUCAAGCUUGUAAGGUGUACGACGUCAACAAUACAUUCACCGGUCUUCAAUAUACCCGCAAGGAAGGCAAUAACUACUUCAGCUUAUGCAGUGACCGCAACGGGAAGAUCUACGCAGUCAAUAACAAUCCGGAGAUCUACAUCUUCGAAGGCACAACUGCUAACCCUCAGCAAAUCGUGUCGACGGGGAACAUUAAGCCAGAACACAUCUGUAUCACCAGAUCAGGGUGGAUGAUCACUACCACGUGUUGCAUCACACCAAGUCGGAUCAACCUCUACGAUAGGCAAGGCCAUGUUGGUAUCUCGCUUACUGCAAGUGAUAACCAUGAAUAUCUGUAUGCUGCAGUGGAUAGCGAGGAGAGGGUACUGGUGGCGAGAGUUCGUGAGAGAUCGACCGCGUUCAAGCUGGCGCUGUACAGAAUCCAAGAAACAAGACUCGUAGAGGAAAAGGCGUUUGCUCCAAUCAAACUCCCGCGACAAAUCAAAUGCAAAUGGUGUUACAUGGUAAGUCUCACACCAAACAUGCUCGCGUUUGCCACGUUGGAUCAUCACUUGUAUUUUAUUGAGCUUCUGAUGUAGUUGAGCUCUCUUCAUGCUUGGACUUUAUAUGGAUGAAAGCUUGUUAAUCUUCAUAGAUAAGUAUAAUCUAAGUUAUGCGCAAGACGAAGAAGGAUUUGUGAAGCGCUGACUUUAUUUCUCAAAAUCUUGGAAGGAAUUAAUUAUAAAGGGCUUUGGGAAUUCGGAUUUUUGUAUCGGAAGUUUGCAUAAAUCUUGAGGUGAAUCGGGUUAACAUGGCUUGUGCUUUCGCAACCGUCUACCCCCAAAGCCAACAGUAGAUUGACAGGAAAGCUUAUCUUUAAAAUUAUUUGAUCCUGAAAUAAUACAAAUUAGGAUAUAUAUCAUAGCUGAAGGAACAAUUAUACUUCUUCAUACUUUUUAAGGAUUUUAAGUAUUACAUUUAAUACGGUAAAAAAAAUCAUGGCCAUUUUUUUCAGACUACUUGGAAGUUUUACUAAAAUCUCAGAUGUACAAUUUCAUGCUCGAGUGAACCCAGCACGCCUAACCACUUUUUGACGUUCUUCGAAACUCUCACUGAAUUCUAUCUUCAUUUCGAUGAUGUACUUGUGAGGCUAAUUAUUGACCAAUUAAAAUUUUUAUGAUUUUGAAGCACGCGAUUUGCUUUUUUAAACCCAAUACACACGGUACGAGUCUCAAUAUUCUCCUUGUGCGUUUAAUUGUUGGUUUUGGGGUGGUGGGUAAAUCAUGACGAGUGGGAGCUUAUAUACUGUAUAUGAGACUGUUGCCAAAAAAAUAUUGCAAGUCUUCUCGUAAUGAGAGCCCUCAUCUAAAACACGUUAGCGUCACAAAUUUAGUCAUUUUUUCAGAUCCUCUUUUAACGGUUAGGAAAGCGUUUGGGACGGAUCUGAAUUGUUAGUCAGUCAUUUAUCGUCAUGUGUAUCAAUGCAUAACAACACAUAAAUUCGAUAACUUAGCUGGCAAUUUAUUUUAUUCAGUCGAACUAAGCCCAAUCUGCAUUUAACACAUGCAAUCAUACACCUCGAUUUCCAACUCGUUUCCCCCUCUUGCAUGUCUAUAUCUGUUUCUCUCACUUCCUUUAGUUGACCUCUCCUCCACCACCCCCCCCCCCCCUCUCUCUCUGUCUAUACAACCCAGUCACCCAAUAGUAUGAGAGACAAUUACUUUAAGAUUAGACACUUGCCAAGAAAUUCAACAGGUAAAGUAAUAAAUAAAUAUCUUGAUAUGAAUGCUUGUUUACAAACGGAUUGGAAAACAUGUUUUGUAUCUCUUGUCUAAAACGAUAUGUUCAAUAAUAUUCGAUAUUUAAGACAUAUAUUUCAUCUUUAUGGAACAAGAGUUUGUUCUUUACAACGAGAGGAAAAUACACUAGCUCGAUUACAAUCCGAUGAUAUUGUACAAACGUUUCCGCAACUUAGUAAAUUCUGGAGUUACCCUUUUAUGGGGUUCUCUGAAAUAAUUAGAUAGACAGGUGGGGUGUUUUUAUUGCUUGUUUAUGUAUUUAUUUGAAUUCUAAGAGCAUGGAGCUGUGAAAGUAUGAUAUCGAUAACCCAUGGUUUAAAAAUAUUAGUUCAUUAAGAAAAUAAAUGUUUACCAUGUUUACAUGCAUGCCAUAUGUAUAUUACUAUUACAAAAGGCAUAUGGAUAAUUGUGCAAUUCCAUCUAAUAUUACGAACCAUUUUACUUCAAUUUGCCUGGAGCUAACAGGAUAAGUGAUGUUAAAUCAGACAUAAAUUUUGGAAUACCCAAUUGUUUACACAAAAUGUACAAAAUGAUACAUUCAUAUCUUUUGGACCAAAUCUACCUUACAACAAAAUUGGAGUCACAUUCGAAUACUAUCACAAUAAUGCAUAAACAUUAGUCUAAAUAUAAAUGAUACAUCACGCCCCUCUAUAUACUAGAAUAUAGUGUUAAAGUGAAA